AUGGCUCGUAUCGAAAAUUAUGAGAUCCUUCACACAAUUGGUGAAGGCCAAUUCGGCAAAGUGAAACUGGCCCGGCAUGUUCUGACCAAGGGAAUGGUAGCCAUCAAGGUCAUUGAAAAGACACAUCAGAACUUCUCCGACCUCCAGGAACUGUUUCGAGAGGUUAACAGUAUGAGAAUGGUAAACCACCCAAAUAUCGUGAAACUCCUGGAGGUCAUCGAUACACCAGACUCUCUGUUCAUAGUGAUGGAGUACCUCAGUGGGGGAGACUUAUUCACCUACUUGGAGGUCCAAGGCUGCCUGACGGAGGGUGAGGCCCGAGGCGCAUUCCGCCAGCUGGUCUCGGCUCUCCAGCACUGCCACCAGCAGGGCGUGGUGCACCGGGACGUGAAGCUGAGCAACCUUCUCCUUGAUGCCAACAACAAUAUAAAGAUUUCGGAUUUCGGCCUUAGCAACCAGUGGCACCCAGGAGAGAAGCUAGACACUUUCUGCGGCAGCCCUGCGUUCACGGCCCCAGAACUCUUCCUGAGGCUGCCUUACACAGGCCCAGAGGUGGAUGUGUGGAGCCUCGGCGUCGUCCUGUAUACCAUGGUAACUGGAUCCCUCCCCUUCAGGGGACAAGAUUUCUGGGAGCUGCGGCAGUGCAUCCUCAGAGGGCAGUACCAUGUGCCCAAACACCUAUCAAGUGAAAUCACGAAUUUAAUACAGAGGAUGCUAACGCUCAACCCUUCCAAUAGAGGGACUUUAGAUGAUGUUUGGCAGCAUCCAUGGGUGAACAUGGGCCAGGAGGAGCCACUCCCGCCAGCCUGUGAAGAGUACCCUGGGGUGACAGCGGAGAUGGUACUGGGCUGGUGGAGGGACCAGAUCCAGGGCUGGCUUACAAGCAGUGGCAGUGACAGGGAUGAACCCAAGGUGGGGGCCCGCACCAUCAUUCCUGAGAAUAUGUCCACAGUCACUCCCCCUGGCCUCACCCAGAAAAAGAAGAGGGUGUCUGGGAGAAUCUUGAGAGGUAUAUUUAAACAUCUUUGCUGUGGGCUGCCCAGCAAGAGGGGUAAAAAUAAAGUGAGCCCAGAAACACCCAGUGGAUGA
Molecule: messenger RNA, 1089 nt
Organism: Rangifer tarandus platyrhynchus (Svalbard reindeer)
Lineage: Eukaryota; Metazoa; Chordata; Mammalia; Artiodactyla; Cervidae
Source: the annotation of a GenBank genome assembly